Molecule: messenger RNA, 2358 nt
Organism: Trichobilharzia regenti
Lineage: Eukaryota; Metazoa; Platyhelminthes; Trematoda; Strigeidida; Schistosomatidae
Source: the annotation of a GenBank genome assembly
AUCAUACCUGUCCUCAAUCCAAUUAAUCAAUGAAGGCUAUGGGUCAAGGUUAGAAUGUAAAUCCAAUGUUUCUAUUGGAUGUCACUUAGUCUGAGCGUAAUAUGACAAGCUAAUUCAACCAAUCAAAUUUCGAGUAGACACGAUAUUGUUUGUAGCAUACACACCAAAUUAACGUAUUUGUAUAGAGACGGGCGUACCAUGUUAUUAUUUUAAUCUGUUUCAAUUAGGCACGUGUUUAUUCACUCAGGAAUUUCAUCAAGCUAUAUCGGUUCAUUUUCUGUCCAUGUGAAGUUCCUUUCGGAUUUAAUGAUGUCUAUAUCAUGUGCAGGAUGUGGUGGUCCCAUAAUGGAAAAAACCCUUUUAAACGCCAUCGAUCGUUUUUGGCAUACUUCAUGUCUUAAUUGUUCAUGUUGUGGUCUACGAUUAGAUGAAUUGGGACCUUCUGUUUUCGUUCGCUCAAACAUGCUACUGUGUCGACAAGAUUACCUUAAGGUGAUGAGCAUGCCGAUUCAUUAACUCACUCUAUGCCAUUCGAGGGAGGAAAAGUUGAUAAACUUGGCUUCACGUCAAGCUUUACUUCAUUUGCGUAACGAAAGAUUAUUCAGGGAACAACUCACCAUAGGAAAUGCCAUGCAAUUGAUGUCUCUUCUAAUUUAGGCAAAGUAUGAAUAUCUACUUAGAUAUACGAGUCGUUGUGGAUAAUGAAACAUUUCAUGACACAGUGCAAUGCUUCGAAACAGUGCCAGCAUAUGCGUAUGGUUAACUCUGUACAAAAUCUAACACUUUUCACUCACUGUUUCACCUGCUUUUCAACACAAAAAACCAACAACAACAACAACUGUGGAAUUCUCUUUGAAAGAGAAUUGUAUCAACAGUUUGUUUCUAUGAUAUUAUAUGUGAAAUUAAACGAAGUUGUUUGGUCUUUCGGGAACAUGCGCAAAAUGUCGAGUUCAAAUUCCCCCAGACGAACUUGUCAUGAGAUGUCAAGAUAAAGUGUAUCAUAUGAAUUGUUUCUGUUGUACACAAUGUCAUACUCCAUUGCAUCCCGGUGAUAAAGUUUGCAUUAUGGAUGGUAAUUUAUUCUGUGAGCAUGAAUUUCCUCAUUUGUUCUCUGGACCAUCAAAAUUAAAUUCAUUAAGAUUAACAUCAUCUUCUGCAAGUCCUUGUACUUCUAAUGAUUCUGAUAUUGGACGUGGUCAAAUGAUGAAUGAGUUACCAUCGAAAAUAAAUGGUUUUCCAUCGUCUUCUAGAUCGUUUAAUAUGAAUCCUUCAUCUUUAGAACAGCAGCAACAACAACAAUCAGCUCUCCCUAAUAAACUUAUAUUUUCACAGUCUGAUAUAAUGUCAACUCUUAGCCCUCAUCCAUCCAGUCCAAAUAUGUCAUUUCCUAACAACAAUAUUCAACAAAAUCAAGAUAAUGGUCAACCGAUUAUACCACAUGGCUUUUAUGUUACAGACGUUGAACAGCAGCAGCCUUUCAAUGAUGCACUCAAUAAUGUACAAAACACAUCAGAUAAACCCUUAAAAUCCUCCAUGGUCAACACGGCAGCUGAGACAACUACUGGUAGAAAGAAGCAACAAAAAAAAGUGGACAAUCGUCGAUGCCCCGCUCUUCGUGUUUGUUGAACCUGGGAGACUAAAUUUGUGUAACACAUUGUGAUUGGUCCUCAAGACCACAACUUUUUUCCCCUGCCAAUUUCAAUUUUGUUUUCAUGGUUCCCAAUCCCCCCCACCUACGUGCCAUUUUUACUCAUUUCACUUCGUUUACAACACACGUCAGAUUAAAUUAAGAGAAGAGUGGAUAUAAGGUUUAUUGUUUUUCUUAUAUUAUUCACCUUUUUUUAUAAAUAUCUUUGACCAAAAUAUUCAGAGAUACGUGUGAAUACUUAAAGAAAAACAAUUGCGCAAAAUUGAUGAUACGUACCGUACCAGAAAAAUGAGUGUGAAUGUGCAACAAGAACACACAUUCAUCACUAUUCUUUGAAUAAAAAAGUCUGUACAAAUUUCUUCUGUGCUGUUUAAUAUUUUUCAGAUGGGGAAAUAACUAAAGAAGUUAUAUACAACAUUUAAUAAACACACCACCUUUGUAUUUCUUUUUUUACGCUGUUUAAAACAGAGGAAUAUCAUUAUAUUAUAUGUGCAGUGAACUGAAGUCUAUUUUGUUGCUACCCCGAUUCCAGUGUAUGAUAUUUGAAAAUAGGAAGCUCUUAUUAUUUAUUUAAAACAAUUAGUCCCUUUUUUAUAAUUUUGAGAUAGAGUGUCAUUAGCAGACGGUGAUGAUUAUCUGAAAAGUGGGAUGUAUUCACGCAAUACAUUUCAAACAAUUUGACCACACAUUUACUUGUCAAGUCAAUUUAU